AUGGCCUCCAAUUCGACCUGGCGCGCCCAAGCCGAAGCUAAACGCCAGUCUAUUCUGGAUGCUAUCCCUGAGAAAUGGCGACUGGCAACUCCCGUUCCUUCCGCUACGGAGGUGCGCGAUGUUACCGGAAGCUAUAUCCAGCAGUUCCUAAGCAAGCGCGAGAUUGAAAUCACAGAAUCCGAUGCGGUUGACAUCGCUGCACAGACAACUACCGGUCGCUGGUCUGCUGUUGAAGUUACAGAAGCGUUCUGUCACCGCGCUGCUCUCGCUCAUCAGCUAGUCAGUUGUUUGCAUGAGGUUUUCUUCGACGCAGCCAUUGAAGAUGCGAAAAAGCUCGAUGCGUACUUUGCAGAGCACAAGAAGGCCGUUGGUCCACUACACGGCCUCCCCGUUAGUCUGAAAGAUCAAUUCCAUAUCAAGGGCAUUGAUACUACUAUGGGGUAUGUCGGUUGGAUCGGCACCUUCCAAGGCGAAAAGGAAGACCCGCGCUUUGGGACAAAAGAAAGCGAGCUGGUGCGAGAGCUGCGCAAUCUCGGUGCUGUCCUUUAUUGCAAGACCAGUGUGCCGACUACGUUGAUGGCCGGUGAAACUGUGAACAAUAUCAUUGGCUAUACCUGGAAUCCGAAAAAUCGCCUCUUGUCCUCUGGCGGCAGUUCCGGCGGCGAAGGAGCAUUGAUGGCUUUGCGUGGGUCGCCUGCUGGAUUUGGGACUGAUAUUGGAGGAAGUAUCCGUAUCCCUGCUGGAUUCAACCAUCUCUAUGGACUGCGUCCGUCAUCUGGAAGAAUGCCCUAUGAGGGUGCUGCCAACUCGAUGGAUGGACAAAGUACUGUCUUGUCUGUUAUUGGGCCACUUGCGCCUACAGCUCGUUCUCUGACGUUGCUGUUCAAGGCUGUACUCAGUCAACAGCCAUGGUACCAUGAUCCACUUGUGCUCGAGCUGCCGUGGCGAGAUGCAAUCGUCGAGGAAACACGCUCUUUGAUUGAGCAGGCCAAGGCCGGCAACUCGACUCUUGCAUUCGCUAUCAUGCACUGGAAUGGCGUCGAUCGCGUUCACCCACCCAUUGCUCGUGGAUUGAAGCUUGUCGAACAGGCCUUACAGAAAAUGGGGCACCGAGUGAUUCCCUGGAAUCCACCAUCCCAUACUACCGCUGACCAGCUACUUUUUAAAACAUUCUUCAUGGACGGCGGCGUAGAUAUAAAACAUCACUUUGGUCUGUCGGGUGAGCCGAAAGCAUCACAGGUCCUCAUCGUCGAGGACGGCAUAGAGCUGUCUGUCAGCCAGCUGGCAGAGCUCAAUGUCGCCAAGCGCGAGUAUCAGAAGCAAUACUUGGACUACUGGAACAGCACAGCGGAACUCACAGGCACUGGCCGCCCUGUUGACGGAAUCUUCUGUCCAAUCGCUCCACAUGCUGCCAUAAUUCCCAAUCAGUUCGGCGCUGUGGGUUACACUGGCUUCGUCAAUGUACUGGAUUAUCCCAGCGUAUCUAUUCCAGUCACUUUUGCCGAUAAGACUAUCGAUGUUCGCCCAACAAACCCAUCUGCAGCUCUAGAGGAGCAUAUCGAGUGGAAUUAUGAUGCCGAUACCUACGAUGGCGCCCCGGUGGGAGUUCAAUUUGUGGGACGGAGGCUGCAAGAAGAGAAGAUCCUGACACUAACCGAGUAUCUCGGUGAGGAGAUUUCCAGGGCUGUUGGAGCGAAGUAA
Messenger RNA from Penicillium canariense, 1701 nucleotides. It is a transcript of the gene gmdA, whose product is annotated as putative general amidase GmdA. The coding region runs from base 1 to 1701 and encodes 566 amino acids. Lineage: Eukaryota; Fungi; Ascomycota; Eurotiomycetes; Eurotiales; Aspergillaceae. The transcript has 4 exons. The record is from RefSeq and is a predicted model, not a curated record.